AUGGCUACAGAAUUGAUCUUUGAUCAGCCAUCCGUGAGGACUUCCACAUCUCAGGUGAUUCUAGUAGAGAGACAGGCCACAAGCACAACUGAAAGCGCCUUGGAAUUACUAGAUGGGGCCAUUCUGGCCGAAUAUCCAAUCAACAUUUCGUGGGCAUUCCAAACACAACGUUCAAAAUCUAGCAACUUCUAUAAUAUAUUUGUUGGAGACUUAUGGCCAGACGUUAAUGACGAGAUGCUCGGUUAUUUUUUUGGUAAAUACAGAUUUUCUGGCCAAGCGAUUGUGAUGUGGGACAUGAAGUCUGGCAGAUCGCGAGGAUACGGUUUUGUAUCAUUCCAGGAUGUUCCAGAAGCUAAAAUUUGUCUAUAUGAAAUGAACGGAGCUAUUCUCGGAGGUCAGACACCAAGACUAAAUACAGCGAAUCGCAAAUCAGACCGUCAUCAGCCCUCAAAGCACUACACGACAUUAAUGCACUCGGAAUCUCCAACUAUCCCAUCAAAUCCUUUGAACAUCCUGCCCAUACCCCUACAAACUUAUAUGAUACAAUAUACCAUCAGACUUCUUUUUAGAAUAGCACUGUUUAUGUUCGAAAUCUAG
Messenger RNA from Ogataea angusta, 597 nucleotides. RefSeq lists its product as uncharacterized. Gene Ontology annotation, molecular function: mRNA binding. Gene Ontology annotation, biological process: regulation of mRNA stability; nuclear-transcribed mRNA catabolic process, nonsense-mediated decay; cytoplasmic stress granule assembly. Gene Ontology annotation, cellular component: cytoplasmic stress granule. The transcript is spliced from 2 exons. Bases 1 to 597 code for a protein of 198 amino acids. NCBI's taxonomy places the organism in Eukaryota, Fungi, Ascomycota, Pichiomycetes, Pichiales, Pichiaceae. The record is from RefSeq and is a predicted model, not a curated record.